Messenger RNA from Engraulis encrasicolus (European anchovy), 2192 nucleotides. It is a transcript of the gene ero1b, whose product is annotated as endoplasmic reticulum oxidoreductase 1 beta. The record is from RefSeq and is a predicted model, not a curated record. Gene Ontology annotation, biological process: protein folding in endoplasmic reticulum. NCBI's taxonomy places the organism in Eukaryota, Metazoa, Chordata, Actinopteri, Clupeiformes, Engraulidae. The transcript has 18 exons. Gene Ontology annotation, cellular component: endoplasmic reticulum; endoplasmic reticulum membrane. Gene Ontology annotation, molecular function: thiol oxidase activity; FAD binding; protein-disulfide reductase activity. The coding region runs from base 509 to 1906 and encodes 465 amino acids.
UGUUGUAAAUCGUGGUCUAGCCUGAUUGGAUCAAGGGCAUAUAUGUUGACAUGUCCGCGGGCCGUGUAGUCCUUAAAGGUAAACCUCGCCGUGCGCGCCAAUGGGCUCUUCAGGCGAACAAAAACUACAAGUUGUAGGAAGCAGGGGCGGAGUCGGAGACCCAGCUGUGAUGACGCUGGAUAUGCCGCUUUGUUUUGGAGGCGGUACCUGUGGCGACAGAAACAGAAUGAGGCACGAGGAGAAAAAACGCAAGUGGCCCCCUAAAGUGACAGCUCAUCCUCGUGCGCUCAUUACGGUCUCACUCACUCAUGUCUCAAUGCCAAGCUGCCGUUUUGGCACGAGUAUGUGAGGAAGACCACUCGUACGCAUGUAACUUGUGAGAGUGUUGCUAAAGUAUUACUGAAGCAUUAUGUUGUCCCUUUGCUGGGGGUGAGAACCAGAGUUAAGGCAAAGUGGAAGUGAAAAGCAGGGGGGACUUGGAAACGAGAAGUUUUGUGUUUACUACGACAUGUCCGGAAACAUCUGUUGGACAUGGACAACGUCGUUGCUGCACCUUCUUUAUUUUGGACUACUGCAUGCUAAGUUGACUGGCGUCCUGGACGACUGCUUCUGUGACGUCGAGAGCAUCGAUGUCUUCAACAACUUCAAGGUCUACCCCCUCAUAAGGAAGCUCACCGCCCGUGACUUCUUCAGGUACUACAAGGUGAAUCUGAAGCGGCCGUGUCCUUUCUGGGUGGACGAAGGCCACUGUGCCAUCAAAGACUGCCAUGUGGAGCCUUGCCCUGAGAGCAAGAUCCCAGUGGGCAUCAAGUCGGGCAACUACAACAAGUACUCCAAGGCGGUCAACACAGACCUGUCGGACCUGACAGAGUGCGAACAGGCCCAGAACCUGGGAGCCAUCAACAGCACACUCAGCAACCAGAGUAAAGAGGCGUUUGCGGACUGGGCUCGCCAUGACGAUGCUCAAGACCACUUCUGUGAGCUUGACGAUGAGACCUCUCCUGAUGCUGAGUAUGUGGACUUGAUGUUGAAUCCUGAGCGCUAUACCGGCUACAAGGGGCCCUCAGCAUGGAGAGUGUGGAACAGCAUCUAUGAGGAGAACUGCUUCAAGCCCAGAUCAGUGUACCGGCCUUUAAACCCCUUGGCCCCCGUCCGAGCUCUGGGCCUUGUGCCAGGAGAUGACGAUGGUGAGGCCUUUUACAACUGGCUGGAAGGCCUGUGUCUGGAGAAGAGGGUGUUCUACCGCCUCAUCUCAGGCCUUCACAGCAGCAUCAACAUCCACCUGUGUGCAGAAUACCUGCUGGAGGAGGGCUGGGGGAAGACGGUGUGGGGCCCUAACAUGCAGGAGUUCCGUCGCCGGUUCGACCCGGCGGAGGCCAAGGGGGAGGGCACUCGCCGCCUCAAGAACCUCUACUUCCUCUACCUCAUCGAGCUGCGCGCACUCUCAAAGGUGGCGCCCUACUUUGACCGGGCCUUUGUGAACCUGUACACCGGCAACAUGCGUGAGGACACCAGCACCAAGGAGCUGCUCCUGCAGAUUCUCAACGAGACCAAAGCGUUCCCCAUGCACUUUGAUGAGUCGUCCAUGUUCGCUGGACACAAAAUAGAGGCCAAAACCCUGAAGGAGGAGUUCAGACUGCACUUUAAGAACAUCUCGCGCAUCAUGGACUGCGUGGGCUGCAGUAAAUGUCGACUAUGGGGGAAGCUGCAGACGCAGGGUCUGGGCACGGCGUUGAAGAUCCUCUUCUCGGAGAAGGAGAUCAAGAACCUUCCGGAGAACACGCCCUCCAAGGGCUUCCAGCUGACCCGGCAGGAGAUAGUCGCCCUGCUCAACGGCUUCAGCAGGUUGGCCACAAGUAUUAAAGAGUUGCAUAACUUCAGAACUCUGCUGGAGGAGCACAGGUAGCACAUAGUCCCAUUUGACCACCAGGUGGCGACGUUUCCCCAUUUUCCCAGUCAACAUCCUCCUUUCUGUCAAGCCACACACACACACACACACACACACACACACACACACACACACACACACACACACACACACACACACACACACACACACACACACACACAACACUGCAGUCUCAUUAGACCUCAACAUCAGCGUUUCAUCUCCCAGCUACAAUCCUCCAUUACUGUUGGCAACCAAUUUAUCAGGCCCUGACUCCACACAAUACAUGCAGACGAUUAAAAGA